AGUCCUUGUACUCUCACCAAUACAUCACCAACAGCAACAACCUCCAAUUCGUGAUGCCCAGCUAAAAGGGAGGCGACAACCUCAACCACAUCAUCACCACCAUGCUCUACGACCUCAACAUCGCCUGGUCCCCGACCACGCCCACCGACCGCCUCCUCCAAACCCUCACAACCGCCCACUCUCUCGGCUUCGCCACCGUCGCCCUCAACCACACCCUCGAGCUGCCCUUUCCAGCAAAUCCCACAACGCCCUUCCCAGCUCUCCCAUCAUCAUCAUCUUCAGACUCCAACAACAACAACAAACUCCCCCACGUCCUCCACCGCGCCACCCUCCCCCUCGCCGACCCAGCCGCCUCAAACUACCGCCUCCCCUCCCUCGUCUCCGUCUACGACCUCCUCGCCAUCCGGCCCCUCACCGAAAAGGCCUUCCAGAACGCCUGCCUCACCCUCGACAUCCCCAUCAUCUCCCUCGACAUGGCCCAGCACUUCCCCUUCUACUUCCGCCCGAAGCCCUGCAUGGCCGCCGUCUCCAGGGGCGUCCGCUUCGAAAUCUGCUACUCCCAGGCUCUCCUCGCCGCCGACCCCCGCGGCCGCGCAAACUUCAUCUCCAACGCCACAAACCUCAUCAGGGCCACCCGCGGCCGCGGCAUCAUCAUUAGCAGCGAGGCGAAAUCUGCUUUCGGCCUGAGGGCCCCCGCCGACAUUGUCAACCUCUUCAACGUAUGGGGCCUGCAGAGCGAAAAGGCCAUGGAGGGGCUGAGGACGAUACCGCGGAGCGUCGUCGUCAACGAGGGCAUGAAGAGGGAUGGGUUUAGAGGAGUUAUCAACAUCGUCCAGGUGGUCAAGAAGGAUGCCGUCGAAGGCGACCAGACCGAUGACCAGUCCUCGGCGGCGGAGCAGCCUGGCAAGAGGAAGAAUCAGAAGCGCAAAAACGGCGGGGAAGAUGCCCAGCCCAUUAGCAAGCGAGAGGCGAAGAAGAUGAAACUAGCGGCAAGGGCAGCU
This is a messenger RNA of Trichoderma harzianum CBS 226.95, 1001 nucleotides long. RefSeq lists its product as hypothetical. The transcript has a single exon. Gene Ontology annotation, cellular component: nucleolar ribonuclease P complex. Gene Ontology annotation, molecular function: RNA binding. The annotation marks the transcript as partial. The record is from RefSeq and is a predicted model, not a curated record. Gene Ontology annotation, biological process: tRNA processing. NCBI's taxonomy places the organism in Eukaryota, Fungi, Ascomycota, Sordariomycetes, Hypocreales, Hypocreaceae.